AUGGCCGCGAAAGCCCGCGCUCGCUCUCUACGAGCAACCCGCACUACCUUGACGCAGAGAAUGCUGGCCCGAAAUGAUGACAUUGCCAUAGAGGUAUUAAUUGACAGUCUGUUCUUGAAGUGUCCGAGCCCUGAUUCUCAAGCCAACGUCGAUCAGCCCAUUUUGAAAACAACCAAAAGUAGUCUUAAAUACUUACCGCUCCGAGGUUUUCCUGCUGCUGAUGCCUCGCGUAUCAUCCGCGAUGUUUUGAUUGCGAAGGGGAAUUUCGCUAAGACUGAACAAGAACUGUUCGGUCUACCCGGCCUUCAAAAAUUGACAGAAAGGACUCUUAGUCCCACCGAGAAACAAUUGCUGAGGAGACACCUUCGCAUAUAUUUCCGUAUGUUUCGGCCACAAUGUCCAUUCGAAAUUAAGUUUAUCAAUGCGUACGAUUACACGCGGUUCGAAGCUGCCGUUUUUGCCCGAAAGCCCAUCAAAGCCGGUGAGUUUGUCAAGUACCUCAUAGGGACUACUGCCCGCCUGAGUGACAAGGAAGAGGCUUGUCUACGCCAAACAGGGAAGGAUUUCAGUAUAGUCGAAUCGGGCAAGAAAUCCGUAUCCGUACUACUAGGGCCUGCGCGGUUUGUCAACCAUGAUUGUAAUCCAAACUGUCGUCUGUUCACUGUGAGGUCCGGCAGAAUGGUCGUAGAGGCUCUUCGCAAUAUCGAAAACGGAGAACAGAUUACUGUUUUUUAUUGUGACGACUAUUUUGGUGACGGAAACCUAGAUUGUCUUUGCGCAACGUGCCAUGGAACCCCUCCCUGGUCUGUUACUACCAUCGCGCUGAUGACAAAUGACCGCACGUCAUCGGACGAGGCUGGUUGCCAACGAAGGAAACAAGUUGGAAGCCAUCGACGAUGCACUAAAUGA
Molecule: messenger RNA, 909 nt
Organism: Penicillium subrubescens
Lineage: Eukaryota; Fungi; Ascomycota; Eurotiomycetes; Eurotiales; Aspergillaceae
Product: SET domain-containing protein
Exons: 1
Coding region: 1-909 (302 amino acids)
Cellular component (GO): nucleus
Molecular function (GO): protein binding; histone H4K20 methyltransferase activity
Source: RefSeq, a predicted model, not a curated record